This is a messenger RNA of Dendrobium catenatum, 1103 nucleotides long. RefSeq names its product Werner Syndrome-like exonuclease. Gene Ontology annotation, biological process: nucleobase-containing compound metabolic process. The coding region runs from base 123 to 746 and encodes 207 amino acids. The transcript is spliced from 2 exons. Gene Ontology annotation, cellular component: cytoplasm; nucleus. Gene Ontology annotation, molecular function: 3'-5' exonuclease activity; nucleic acid binding. The record is from RefSeq and is a predicted model, not a curated record. Lineage: Eukaryota; Viridiplantae; Streptophyta; Magnoliopsida; Asparagales; Orchidaceae.
UGUCCGGUGGAUUUAUAUAACCGCUUUAAAGGAACUUUCAAAUGCACCCCAACCAAGCUUAGUGCUGGCCAACCCAGCAGACGUACCCAUUUCCUCCGAGCACCAGAAGCAGGCGGAUAGAAAUGGCGACGGAGAUCAAGCAGCACUCAGAGACCGACUUCACUGUGCUUUUCAACUAUACCGACUACAUCAAAACGACUUUGACGUGCUCCGGCGACGAAGUCGAUUCCUGGAUAUCCGACAUUCUCCGAAUCCACCGCCGCCGCCUCUCUCGCCUAAUCGUCGGCAUCGAUCUCGAGUGGCGCCCUUCCUACUCUCGAUACCAGAACCCCAUUGCCUUACUCCAGGUCUGCGUCGGCCGCCGUUGCCUCAUCUUCAAACUUCUCUUCGCCGACUAUAUUCCCACAUCGCUCGCCGAAUUUCUUGCAGACUUGCGAUUCACCUUCGUUGGAGUCGGAGUCAAGGCCGACGCUGACCGUCUAGCGAACGAUAAGGGUUUGUACGUCUCCAACGCAGUCGAUCUAAGAGAUCUCGCUAACGAGAUGAUGGGACGGAAUGACAUGAAGCAGAAGGGACUCGCCGGACUGGCGAGGGAGCUUAUGGGCGUUUUUCUGAAUAAGCCGAAGUAUGUGACGAUGAGCCAGUGGGAUCAAUUUUAUCUUUCGAUGGACCAGAUCAUGUAUGCGUGCGUUGAUGCUUUCGUCUCCUUCGAGAUCGGCCGGAGGCUCUACGACGGCGAUUUCUGAUAAAUUGGUUUUGAAAUAAUAGUCAGGGUUAAUGGUUUACCUCUAUCAGAAAUUUAAAUAGUGUCGAAGUUCUUGUUUUCCCCUUUCAAGACUGUUUGAUCGAAGGCCAGGUUUGAUCCGGAUUCUGAUGUUCGUAUGAUUGUCAAUGACUAUCAGUCCAAUGAGCCGCAUGUUCUACACAGCAUAACGUGAUCCCAAGACCUCAGCUACUGCUCCACUCACCCUGCAGGCGCAGUCUGCCAGAAACAAACUCUGCCAUUCUCUAACUACUUGUCUGCUGUAUUAUUAUAUAAACUCUUACAUUCUGUAUUACUGUACCUGAGGAACAAAUAUGAAAAUACCCAUUUUUUGGGGAGA